Messenger RNA from Orbicella faveolata, 3087 nucleotides. Its product is annotated as DNA polymerase iota-like. Gene Ontology annotation, biological process: translesion synthesis. NCBI's taxonomy places the organism in Eukaryota, Metazoa, Cnidaria, Anthozoa, Scleractinia, Merulinidae. The record is from RefSeq and is a predicted model, not a curated record. Gene Ontology annotation, molecular function: DNA-directed DNA polymerase activity; damaged DNA binding.
AUGACGAAAUUCAUGAUCAAUAAUAGGACAGACGCAUGAAAAACUGAUCGUCAAUUCGUUAACUUGCAAGAAAGGCUUGGUUCCCUAGUCCAGUGUUCUAAAUGGGACGAGGUUGCGCGGGAACAUUUCACGUUGUUAUUGGAGAAGCUUUGUAGUCUUUUUCAGUCCAACUUUGUGCUUUCUAUAGUCUUAUAUAUAACGAAAUGUUUUCCAAUUAAUGGAUUACACUGGAAGAAUGGACGAUUUUCGAUCAUCUUACGACUAUUUAUACAGAGAAGGUGAGAGCUCUGAUGACGACGAUGAAGAAGGCUUUAUUUUUCGUUCUCCUGUUACCAGUGGCUGCAGUCGACAGUCUGUCAUUUUUCCGUCUAAAAGACGACGAAUUGACUCUUCAAGCUCUCAACUAAACCAGCGAACUGAGAGUGCUGCAAUACAGCGUCCAGUUCAGUUAGAUUCGUGUUUUGGACACAGCAGAACCAUAAUUCACGUUGACAUCGACUGUUUUUACGCGCAAGUGGAGAUGAUUCGCCGCCCGGAACUGCGGCACGUACCCCUGGGAAUUCAACAAAAACAUAUUGUGGUAACUUGUAAUUAUGUCGCGAGGGAACACGGGGUGAAGAAGCUUGUUUUCGUUAGCGAUGCAAAGAAGAAAUGCCCUGAUCUUGUUUUAGUUAAUGGUGAGGAUCUGACAGUGUACAGAGAAUUUUCUGGUAAAGUUCAUAGUUUGCUGACCAGAAAGUUCACACCCCUGGUGGAAAGACUAGGAAUGGAUGAGAAUUUUUUGGAUGUCACCGAGCUUGUCAGUUCACGACUACUGAGUAAUCCAUCUGAGGAUAGAAACUAUUCGGGGCAUUUGUACCAUGGCAGCUCUGACAACAGCCUGGAAAAGGUUAUAAGUCCAUGCCCUUGUGGUUGCCAUGAGAGGCUGAAAUUGGGAUCUGUAAUUGCAGCGGAAGUCAGACAGGCAAUCCUUCAAGACACUGGCCUGACAUGCUGUGCUGGAAUUGCUCACAAUAAACUCCUUGCUAAACUUGUGGGUGGGUGGAGGAAACCCAACAUGCAAACAACACUGCUUCCUGAGGAUGCUGAGAGCCUCUUGUCAGGACUUCAAGCAAGAGACAUUCCAGGGAUUGGACAUAGCAUGGCCAAAAAGCUGCGAACAAUUAACAUUUUAUCUGUUACUGACCUACUGACAUGUUCCCAGCAAGUACUGGCAAAAGAAUUUGGCAACUCACUAGCAGAGCAGAUGGUUAGAUUAUGCCAUGGCAUUGAUGACAGCAAAGUUAUCCCAUCUGGAGAAUUUAAGUCAAUCAGUGAUGAAGAUUCCUUCAAGAAAUGUUCAACGCUUGAUGAUGCAAGGAAGCGACUUGAGAGCCUUAUUGAUGGAUUACUUCCAAGAGUUUCUUACGACAUUGGCAUACCUCAGACUGUGAGAGUUACAGUGAGAAAGCAAGAAGAUAAGGUUUACAAAAGAGAGAGUCGUCAGUGUCAAAUACCUAACACUGUUUCAUUCAACAACAAAGACAAAACACGAGAUUUGCUAUUGGCCAUUUGCCUCUCUCUGUUCAAUAAGGUUGUUGAUGUGAAGAAGCCAUUUCACUUAACUCUGAUAGGAGUUUCAUUAACAAACUUUCACAAAUCAAGUGCAGCUCAAUCCAAGAAGAUCUCAAAUUUUUUUGAGAGGUCUUGCUCCCAGCAAGCAUGUUCAGCAUCUUUUGCUACUUGCAGUAGUCUGCUAUUGAAGGAUGAUCAACAUGAUUGUGAGGCCUUGAAUGGACCCAACGAUGUCACCACCAAGGAGCAGGAACUACGGCAGAGUUCAGUGCUAACUACACAGGUUAUCCAGCUUAAUGAAACAAGUAUUGAUGGUUUGAACACAAAGAAAAUUGAACCCAAUACCAUCUGUCCCAGCGGCAUAGAUCCUACUGUUUUUUGUGAGCUUCCAAGUGAAAUACAGAAAGAGUUACAAGCCAGUUGGCAGCAGCAAGGCAAACAUGACAAAGUUGCAACAAAGGUGAAAAAGUCCUCUGGAAUACAAAAAUACUUUGCUAGUCAGAGCCCAAGGAAAUCAGGAAUCUAGAAUGUCUCCUAACAGAUGCAUAGGCACUGUAGUGAUUGACUCAGACAGCGACUCAAGAGCAGAUAGUCAGGUCAGGAGGAAGUCAAACAGGUGAAAACAGUGUGAACAAAGUUCUCAAGAAUAUUCGUGACUUUUGUUUGCACCAUUUUUGCCCAGUGGACUUCCAGUGACCCAACUUUCUGCCCCCGGGUCUCCAAGGAUGAAACUCAGAUGUACAGGUAAUGUUUAGCGAGAACUGUAUAUUUGGAUGGGGGACUUCCUUUAGUAAGAAAAAUGACAUGGUCAUUAUAGUACAUGACCGAUUCACUGAUUCACCAAUGUUUAGACUAUUCUGGUACCUUUUGGUAUUAAACUGGAAAAAAUUUCUCAGAGAUGACUUAGCAGAAAGAUUUAGUACUUCUAAUGGUACCUCUGGGGAGUGAAAAUGAACUCGAGCCAUGUCCCCCAAAAUACGAUGCUGGCCCUAUUGAGAGAAUCCUUUUCAAAAUUUUUCACAAUCACCCACGUUAAUUUAGUAUAAUUUUUGUAUGUUGAAAAAGCUGUGGAAACACCCACUUGUCAGCUCACGAUCCCAAAGCAUUUCUUAUUCUCCCAAAACUUCCACCCAUGUUUCUAUAACCCACUAUAGUUCACCACUGACUUUUCUCUGAUUCUUAUUGGUUUAAACUGAUAACAGGAGGCUCUUUCAUUGUUGCCUGUACAAACAUAAAUGCGUUAAUGGAAUAACUUCCCACAGUAUAGAACUGUUAAGAAACAGCGAUGUACAUAGUUACAGUAAAUGCAACAAAGACGAUCUAAAUGGGGAAAUAAAAUCAUAAAAAUCUAUGCUAACUAGGAUCCCAACCCUGUCACAGUCAUGAUUUCCUUUGUAUAAACUUGGUGAAUUAUUAAUGAGUUGGAAGUCUAUGUUAAGUUUUUGGCAUUUUCGACUUUAUAAUGUCUGUGUUUCUCUUCACAUGUUCUUUUUUUCAAAUCAUGGAGAACAGAAAUAAAAGUGAAAAAAUGUU